Molecule: messenger RNA, 1071 nt
Organism: Penicillium riverlandense
Lineage: Eukaryota; Fungi; Ascomycota; Eurotiomycetes; Eurotiales; Aspergillaceae
Product: dienelactone hydrolase
Exons: 3
Coding region: 1-1071 (356 amino acids)
Source: RefSeq, a predicted model, not a curated record
AUGAAAUUCCUCAACCGUCUAAUCCAUCCGAGCUCAAACGCCAGCUCCUCCACUGCGACAGGCGCACCCAACCCAGCCGACAAUAAUGCGCGCCCCCAUAUUCACCGAACACCCAGCGCAAGCUCCACCAAACGAUACCACGACCGCAGCGCCGAAGAACGCACAUCCCGCCAUCUAAUACUCGUGUCAGACACGCAAAACGUCAGCUCGCAGCUCGUCCACCCCUUCCAGGCCGAGGGAUUCGACGUCACGCACCUCCCGUUUGGGGGAUGUGGUGAUCUCGAGCGGGACCGCAAGGCAUUGGAGAAUCUCGUGCAUGAGAAGGAGGAUGAGUUGGAGACGGGGGAGAGGUAUGCGAUUGUUGCAUAUCACCGUCCUGCAUAUCUCCUCCUUGAAUCGCACCAUCUGAGCGCCAGUAAUACGAAUCCGUUUCCUCGACUAUGCGCGCUGAUUGCCUAUUAUCCUCUCCUAUCACCCAAAUCCAACCCCACUGCUGGAAACACGGGCGUUCAUGGACAUGAGACAAGCCAAUCCCCAGAACAAGAUGAUAACGAAGAGGGUGAUAAUCAACCGGCCUGCAUGAAAACAGACACCAUAUUCUCCCCCGAAACAAAAGCAACCUAUCUCCCCAUCCAGAUCCACUUCGCGGGUCGCCGUCAUUCAGAAUUCAACAACGGUGGAUGUUCAUGGCCGUGGAUAAGCGCCGGUCCUGAAGGAGACGUCACCUAUAAGAAGCGGCAUCGAUGCUACGUAUUCGACUACCCAGAAGCAGGAUCAGGGCCUGCCUUAGACAAUGGCUUGGAUGACGACGCGAUUCACUCGCGGCUGGCCUGGAGCCUAGGUGCCGGCCAGAUUGUUGAUGAGGUGCAGGUUUCAUUCCGCCACAUCGCAGAGAUCCCGUGGCUGCUACCGGGCGUGGCGCCGACGGAUCGCGAUGUGCAGAUGGUGAUUGUCGUUGUGGUGAGUUUCUGUGCCGGUAGUAUUGCGAGCCAGAAGGUGUAUUGGGACCAGGCGAGCGUGCUUGUGCAGGUUGGGCUGUUGGAUGGGGGUUUGGUGCCCAGAAUGAAUUGA